GUUGAUGGACGAGUGCGCCCGAUGCUGGAGAGCGAGCGAGGGAAGGCAGGAGGUGUCGGUGCGGUGCCGCCGCCACCGUUGCUGCCCGCAGUUUCAGGGGAAGGCGCGAGAGGAGCCGCGGUCCUCGGCCCGCCGCGGGGCGUCUGCGUCAGGGGGGAGCCCUUCGUCGGCCGGAGGCGGCCCAGCGGGCGCGCGGCGCUGCGACCACCACCCUCAUCAUGUGCGGCGGCGGGGCAGCCCCUCGCUAGGCAGUCCCGCGGCUCCGGGCGGCGAGCGGCAGCAGCAGCAGCAGCAGCAGCAUGGCUCCGAAGAAGCGAGCGGCGCCGGGCGGCGGGUGGCUGCGGGCGGGCGCCUGCCUGCUGGCCUGGGCGGCCUUUUGCCGCGUCCGGGCCGGCGCCUGUCCCGCGCCUUGCGCUUGCAGCGGCACCACGGUGGACUGUCACGGGCUGGGGCUCCGCAGCGUCCCCAAGAACCUCCCGAGGAGCGCUGAGAGGCUGGAGCUGAAUGGGAACAACAUCACCCGCAUCAACAAGAAUGACUUUUCUGGGCUCAAGCAGCUGAGAGUUCUGCAGCUGAUGGAAAACCAUAUCAGUGUGGUGGAGCGAGGGGUGUUCGAUGACAUGAAAGAGCUGGAGCGACUGCGCCUGAAUCGGAACCAGCUGCACACUUUGCCAGAGCUCCUGUUCCAGAAUAACCAAGCCUUGUCACGGCUAGACCUGAGUGAGAAUCUCCUCCAGGCUGUUCCCAGGAAGGCGUUUCGUGGAGCAACCGACCUUAAAAAUCUGCAAUUGGACAAAAAUCAUAUCAGUUGCAUUGAAGAAGGCGCCUUUCGUGCUCUUCGUGGCCUGGAAGUUUUGACUUUGAACAACAACAACAUUAGCACCAUCCCCAUCUCCAGUUUCAACCAUAUGCCUAAACUCCGCACCUUCCGUUUGCACUCCAACCAUCUGUUCUGCGACUGCCACUUGGGCUGGCUCUCCCAAUGGCUGCGUCAGCGCCCUACCAUCGGGCUGUUCACACAGUGUGCUGGUCCAGCUUCUCUGCGUGGUCUGAAUGUUGCAGAAAUCCAGAAGAAUGAAUUCAGCUGCUCAGGCCAGCAUGAUGCAACAAGAGUCCAAAUCUGCAGUUUUUCUUCUGGGUCCUGCCCUGCCAUGUGUUCCUGCAGUAAUGGCAUUGUGGACUGCCGUGGCAAGGGGCUGACAGCCAUCCCAGCCAAUUUGCCUGAGACCAUGACAGAAAUACGCUUGGAGUUGAACGGCAUCAAGUCUAUCCCUCCUGGAGCCUUCUCAUCGUACAAGAAGCUUCGUAGAAUAGACCUGAGCAACAACCAGAUCUCAGAGAUAGCACCUGAUGCCUUCCAAGGUCUGCGGUCACUCAACUCUCUAGUCUUAUAUGGGAACAAGAUUGCUGAGCUGCCCAAAGGAGUGUUCGGGGGACUGUAUGCACUGCAGUUACUGCUCCUGAAUGCCAACAAGAUUAACUGCAUCCGGGCAGACGCCUUUGCUGAUCUGCAGAACCUGUCACUGCUUUCACUCUAUGACAACAAGAUCCAGACCUUGGCUAAGGGCACCUUUUCCACCUUGCGUGCCAUUCAGACACUACAUCUAGCCCAGAACCCUUUUAUCUGCGACUGCAACUUGAAGUGGCUGGCGGACUUCUUGAGGGCCAAUCCUAUUGAGACAAGCGGUGCUCGCUGUGCCAGCCCCCGCCGCUUGGCCAACAAACGCAUUGGACAGAUCAAGAGCAAGAAGUUCCGCUGCUCACCCAAAGAGCAGUAUUACAUUCCAGGUACAGAAGAUUACCAGUUGAACAGUGAAUGCCACAGUGAUGUGGUCUGCCCUCCCAAGUGCCGCUGUGAAGCCAAUGUGGUGGAAUGUUCCAAUCUGAAACUGACGAAGAUCCCAGAGCGCCUGCCACAGGCCACAGCUGAGUUGCGUCUAAAUAAUAAUGAGAUCACAGUGCUGGAAGCUACAGGCAUCUUCAAGAAACUCCCACACCUAAAGAAAAUAAACCUGAGCGGCAACAAGGUAUCAGAGAUUGAGGAUGGGGCUUUUGAGGGGGCAUCCUCAGUCAGUGAGUUGCACUUGACUGCUAACCAGCUGGAGUCAGUGCGCAGUGGCAUGUUCCGGGGCCUUGAUGGGCUGAGGACAUUAAUGUUAAGGAACAACCGCAUCAACUGCAUCCACAAUGACAGCUUCACAGGGCUGCGCAAUGUGCGCCUUCUCUCUUUGUAUGACAACCAGAUCAGCAUCAUUGCACCUGGGGCUUUUGACACGUUGCAGUCACUCUCCACUCUGAACCUGCUGGCUAACCCCUUCAAUUGCAAUUGCCGCCUGGCCUGGCUAGGUGACUGGCUUCGCAGGAGGAAGAUUGUGACAGGGAACCCACGCUGCCAUAAUCCAGACUUCCUUCGUCAAAUCCCACUGCAGGAUGUGGCCUUCCCUGACUUCAGGUGUGAGGAAGGUCAGGAGGAGACAAGCUGUUUCCCACGCCCUCAGUGCCCCCAGGAGUGUACCUGCCUAGACACUGUCGUUCGUUGCAGCAACAAGCACCUGAAAUCCCUCCCCAAGGGGAUCCCCAAGAACGUCACAGAGCUCUAUUUGGAUGGCAAUCAAUUCACUCUGGUCCCAGGGCAGCUCUCCACUUUCCGUUACCUUCAGCUGGUGGACUUGAGCAACAACAAGAUCAGCUCCCUCAGCAACUCAUCCUUCACCAAUAUGAGCCAGCUUACCACCCUGAUCCUCAGCUACAACGCGCUCCAGUGCAUCCCCCCACUGGCCUUUGAAGGUCUCCGUUCUCUACGACUGCUGUCCCUCCAUGGAAAUGAUAUCUCGACACUGCCAGAGGGGAUAUUUGCUGAUGUCAUCUCCCUGUCUCACCUAGCCAUUGGUGCCAACCCACUGUACUGUGAUUGCCACAUGCGCUGGCUCUCAGGCUGGGUCAAAACUGGCUACAAAGAGCCUGGCAUCGCCCGUUGUGCUGGCCCUGCUGAUAUAGAGGGCAAGCUGCUCCUCACCACUCCAGCCAAAAAGUUCGAGUGCCAAGGCCCUCUUCCCCUGAGCAUCCAGGCCAAGUGUAACCCUUGCCUCUCCAGCCCCUGCCAAAACAAGGGCACCUGUCACCAAGACCCUCUGGGUUCUUACCGCUGUACCUGCUCCAGUGGCUACAAGGGCCACAACUGUGAACUCUCUCUAAAUGGUUGCUCCAGUAGCCCCUGUGAGAACGGAGGGACUUGUCUGUCUCAUGAAGAGGAUGAAGACAGUUUCAUGUGCUCCUGCGUGGAUGGAUUUGAGGGACCAACUUGCAGUCUGAAGAUCAACCAUUGUGACAAUAACCGCUGCAAGAAUAGUGGCACCUGCGUCAAUGGCUCCACCAGUUAUUCAUGCUUGUGUCUUCCCUUCUAUACAGGAACUUAUUGCGAGCAGCACAUGGAUGUUUGUUCUCCGGAGCUCAACCCCUGCCAACAUGAUGCCAAAUGCAGGGUUUCCCCUGAUGGGCCCAAGUGUGAGUGCAUGCCUGGCUAUGUGGGAGAUAACUGCAGUGUGAACUAUGAUGAUUGUCUGGACCACCAGUGUCAGAACAAUGCACAGUGUCUUGAUGAACCAAACGGGUACUCCUGUUUAUGCACUGGAGGUUACAGUGGCCAGCUUUGUGAAAUCCCACCCCAUGGCUCCCUUCAACCAAGCCCUUGUGAGAGAGCAGAAUGCCAGAACGGAGCCAACUGUGUGGAGCUGGGCAGUCGUGCCUUGUGCCAGUGCCUGCCUGGCUUUGGAGGUCCCAAAUGUGAGAAACUUCUGAGUGUCAACUUUAUAGACAGGGACACAUACCUCCAAUUCACUGACCUGCAAAACUGGCCCAGUGCUAACAUCACUCUGCAGGUCUCUACAGAUGAAGACAAUGGGAUCCUCUUAUAUAACGGGGACACUGACCACAUGGCAGUCGAACUGUAUCAAGGCCAUGUGCGUGUCAGCUAUGACCCAGGCUCCUACCCCAGCUCUGCCAUUUACAGUGCAGAGACCAUCAAUGAUGGGCAGUUCCAUACAGUGGAACUUGUGACGUUUGAGCGAAUGGUGAACCUCUCCAUUGAUGGCGGUGACCCCAUGACCAUGGAUGGCUUUGGCAAGGCCCAUACUCUGAACUCUGAGGCUCCACUCUACGUAGGGGGGAUGCCUGUGGAUGUCAACUCUGCUGCCUUCCGCCUGUGGCAGCUCCUGAAUGGCUCAAGCUUCCACGGCUGCAUCCGCAACCUGUACAUCAAUAAUGAACUUCAGGACUUUACCAAGACCCAGAUGAAGCCAGGAGUGGUGCCUGGCUGCGAGCCUUGCCGCAAGCUCUAUUGCCUGCAUGGCAUUUGCCAACCCAACACUGCUCACGGCCCCAUUUGCCACUGUGACCCAGGCUGGGUUGGGCCCCACUGUGACCAGUCGAUUAGCAACCCCUGCCAGGAGCACAAAUGCGUACAUGGAAUUUGUGUUCCCCUUGAUGCACGCUCCUACAGCUGCCAGUGCCAAGAUGGCUACAAGGGAGGUUUAUGUAACCAGCAAGGGGAACUGCACAACCCAUGCAAAGAUUUGCAGUGUGUCCAUGGUCAGUGCCAGAUCUCGGAUACAGAGGACGCCUACUGUGAAUGCAAUGCGGGAUUUGAUGGUGACCUCUGCGACCAAGAGUCGGAGUGCCGAGGUGAAGCUGUGCGUGAUUUCCACCAGGUCCAGCGGGGCUAUGCCAUCUGCCAGACAACUCGACCUGUGUCCUGGGUGGAGUGUCGGGGAUCAUGCCCAGGCGCAGGCUGCUGUGCAGGAUUGCGUCUGAAGCGCAGGAAAUACACGUUUGAGUGCAGUGAUGGCUCUUCCUUUGUGGAGGAGGUGGAAAAACCGAGCAAAUGUGGCUGUUCUCAAUGCAUGUAGCCUCCAGCAAAGGACAGGCCACAGACUAGUGGGCCAGGCCUGCCCUAUCGGACGCCUUGGGAACUUUUUUAUGAUCCCCUCUUGCCCCAGUUGCUUUGUAGGAGAUGGGUGGGCUAGGACACUCCGUUGGGCAACUGGGCAGUUCCUUUGACUUGGCAAGAGGUGCUCAUCCGGAUGGACCAGAUAAAGAUGUAGAUAGAAGAUUUCUUCUGGCCAGUCCAGCACAACAGAUGUAUUUAAACCCAGCACAGAUACUGUCUGAAGGUUGCUCCUUGUGCGCAGUAUGGAUUCUUAUCAAUCCUGAUCAUGCCUAUUUGUUUUACCUAGUGUGCUGUCCUGAGAGGUGAUGCUUUUGGCUCAUGCCUAUUUGCAGGAUCCUGCCAUAACAUAUCUAGUCAUUUUACCUGGUGUCUGAGCCUAUUGACCUACACCGUGCCUGCUUUCUUUGGCCGGGACGGGGGGGGGGGGGUACAGCUCUACUUCUUAAUCUCUCCAUUUUUCUUUUUCCGCCCUCUCAUUGCAAACUCAUUGUUCAUGGAGCUGACCAGCAACACAGAGGCAGCAGUCAAGAAAAGGGGCACAAAUGACCUGUGAUUCAGGACUGGAGAAAAGAGAUAAAAUGUUUUAGAAGGGAAGAGAUUGCAUGAAUAGGUGCCUCCUACAAUCCAUUGUUUACAAGGUAGUGAUUAAAAGAAAUCACUUUAACCUCAUGAUCCUAUGUUCAAAUAUUCCUUCAAUUGUUCAUAAAAAGCAUAGCAUAAACCAGGCUGUUUAAGCCACUGUUGUUAUCAACAAUAUAGUGAUUUGCCUGUCACUUCAAUCAUGUUACCUGGAAGUAAGCCCUAUUCAAUAGGGGGAUGUUCAAAUGUUAAAAUGAAUAGCAUCUGGUUGCACAAAAGCUGGAUAACCAUUGUCUAAUCUUUUUCCAUUGUAGGUCUGCUGGAUGGCACUGGGAGGCUGUUCCCAGUUGCAUGCCCAUAGCUAGCUGUAAAUCCUUUAGUUUUCUUGGUAUGGAUACAAUUAGAAAGACAGAACUAAGUCUCAUUGGUUUAGCAUCUGCCCCCUCCCCACAAUGGUCCCAUGUCCAAAUGCCGGUUGUUUUCUGAUCUGGAUAUUGGGGGUGGUCUGAAUUCCGCAAGCUGUCAACUCUAUGAUAACUUCGACCUCCAUCAUGUUUACCUUCACUUGCCUUUUGGAGAAACAUGCAUCUCAUGCACUCAAUUUAUAACAAUAUUUCUGUUUGCAAUUCUGCAAGUUCACAUAUCAGCCCCAUUCCCACUCUUCUGCUCCUGUAAGGGGCAGUGGGAUUGGAUGAAUCAGCCACUGCCCCCAGUAUAAACUCCGAAAGGAGGUGCACACAUCUUGUUUUCUUAGAUGCAGUCACACUGACACAAGACAAACAGCAUUGUGGCUUGUGUCAUCUUGGCGGCAUCUGUGGGAAUAAGUUGGAUCUUCAAUGCCUCCUAGGCAAGGAAAACCAACCAAGCUGGCAACAUCUUCUCUGUGUCCUCCAGUAUAUGACUUACAAUCAUGGUGGAAUGGAUCGAAGCAAAAAGAUCUGCAAAUUGGUCAAAAGUACUUUGGUGAUAUCACUUUCUGCCAGGGAAAGAACUCUAUGAAACUGAAACUUGGCUGUCUUCAACACUUGGCUAGUAGUGAAGUUUGUAACUUUAAACAUCAGGCCAGAUUUCUGCAGUUGAAAUUAUGCACAGGAAUAGCUGAAUGCUGUAACUGACAUGAACUAUGCCAAUCAUGAAAAUGGGUAGAUGAUUUGCAUAAUUUAUUUUGUUUCUGAUGGUCGGAGGAGCAAAGUGGUAUACUGGACUCUGAAACUGCAUGCCCUGGGCACUGGAAGGUCUAUUUGCGCACUCAGUCUUCAACACCUGAAAACUGAGGCUUGAAAGCAUGUAGUUAAUCUUUCUAAACUUGAACCACCUUUGUUUAAAUAAUUAAAGCUGAAGUGUUCAGGAUUGUAAGAAUCCAGUUGCUGAGUGAACACAAAUUUUCUGGUGCAUCCCCAACCAGCAGGUCCCAUUCGGACCACAAUCUUGGCUCUACAUGUGGGCCAAUUUCCAGAGCAGCCUGAACUAACUUCCUAUUGCUUGUUUCGAAAAGGCAACUCUUCUAGAAGGGCAGCUCCUUCAAUUUAGCAUAUGGCACAACUAAAACUCAAGCUGGAGGCUUUCUAAGCCCACGAGGGUUACUGCGUGCAAGUCAGGCCAUGCAGUACAAAAAGAGGCAGCUUCCUGGGGGAGCUGCUGGUAGAAUGCUCUCAGGUAUUUAAAAAAGGUGGGUUAUUCUACAACCACAGGUAUUAAAAAGGUGGAUUAUUAUAAGCACAUUUGUUCUGGGAGGGAACAGAACAAUAAAAAAGCAACCCUACCCUUCCUUCAGUAAGACGUGUCACUCAGAGGGUGAGCAGCAUUUCACAGGUCUUUGCAGAGUUCCUGAUGGAAUUGGGCUUGGACUAGCCCCGAAGCCUGCCAGUUGAGCAAAUUAAGACGCAUGAGUAGAAUAAAACAGAGCAACAUAAAUGGCAGAAGGACUUGAUCUGCUCCUACAGUUAUUAAGAGUCUCCUCUCCAGCAGGCGCUGCUGGAAAGUACAAUUGGUAGUAAUGCCAAAUCCAUUGGCAUUGCAAUGGCAGUUAAAUCUGCCUCCACUCUGUUUUUAUUAGUCAAGUAUUAUGCAUUUCUAUUUAUUUUAGAAAUCCCAAGAAUGUUAAAUGUAUUUUUCUUCUCACCAAGAGUGUACAGCUUUUAAAACUUGUUCUUAAGUAAGUUAUAAUGAUUAAAAAAACUAAUUAGGAAUUUUGGCAUUUCUUCAAGACUUCACAUGUCUAAUAAAAGAAAUUACACAUACUGAACUGCAAUAUCCAUAUACUUGAAAUCCCUAGUUUUACUCUAUCCCCAACGAACUUUAUACUUUGGCUUGUCAAGUUUAUAUUGUAUAAAAUUUGGUAACUGUGUAACACAAACAGCAAUAAUUAAUCUUCCUGCUGGUGAUGGCCAUGAGCAUAUAUGGCCUUAAAAGGGCAUUGAGACACAUUUGUGGAGAAGAGACCCAUCAAUGGCUAAUAGCCAAAUUGUAUAGAGGGAACCUCCAUAUUCAGGGAUAAUAAACCUCAAACAUGGGUGUUAGGUGCAACAUCAGGGUAGGACUUUGACCUCCCUAAAACAGACCACUAGUCUGAUCCAGCAGGGCUCUUCUGAUGGUCUUAUUCUGAUAAAUUCACCAUGGGGAAAAGUGUGUUAAUACAUACAAAUUUAGAAUUAGAAGUAUACGUGACAAGUAACUAUAUGCAAAUUUCAGCUUCACAACUGGAAAUUCAGAGACUAUAAAUAAUUCCUCAAAGUGUUUGUAAUAAUUGUACCUAACUGCAGUUCAUCUGGAACAUGUUUCAGUCACUUUGAUUUCCGAGAGGUUCAUGAGCUGUUUGGUGCCAGCUCAGCCUGGACUGUUGAGGCAUGGUUCUUCAGCCCAUGAUGGAUUUUAGGGGUCCAUGACUACUUGGUUCUAUUAGAAUGCAAGUUCCCUGAUGCUGCUAGACUUGUCUCAAAUGUUGCAUUGGAUGAUAUGCGAUCUUUAACCUGUUUCAGAAUUCUGGUGCCAGAGUGUUUUACAACUAAUUCGUUGACACCUCCACUCAACUCUCCAGAAGAGUGUUCCAUGGCUUUGAUGAUUCACUGUGGACUCUUUUUAUCUGUGUUACUGAAAAUGACCCCUUUUCAGUAAACCAGUUUCCUCCUGGUGUCCACAGGGAGUGCAUCAAAAUGGUCCAGUUAGUACACUAGGAGGUUCCGGGGUGGGUAACAGGCAAUUGUUUGAACUUUUGCCUUUUGUUGCCAGUUGUAAGCCUAACUACUAAACUCUUUUUAUACAAAAUACUUAAAUUCUUACAUUACAUAUAUAUUUGUAUUUAGUUGGUAUAGUAUUUUUCUAUGCUAUAAAGAUGUUAGAUAAGUGUUUUUCCUGUUGGCAGGUAUUUCUCUGUCAGCAUCAAAUCAACCUUAACACUUUUGCUGUUUGGAGUUAGUCAUCCUUGCCACUCUUUUAAAUAUGUGGAUUUGUGAUAAGUCAGUGAGGGAGUCCAUAUUGUCCUAACUCUAGAAGCAGCAGUAUUGUUUUAGGAGUUUUUUUUCCUUAAAUACAUAUAUAUUAUCCAUGUUGUCUUCCAUAUGAAUAUGACAUUAAUUCAGCUUGAGACAUUAGGCUGGUCCCUUUUUUCCAAUAGCAAAAGAAUUCUUCCUCCUUUUCUUCCCUCCUCCUCACUCUGACCAGUGGCCCAGUGGAAUCUUCCUACUGAUCUCCUCUGGAGAGGCAGACAUGGCUCACCUUUAGCACAGGCCCUUGCACUUUCCCUGACCUUGUUGGCCAUUGGAAAGGGGUAGACAUUUCCUGCAGUCCUGAUUUAUGACAGCAAAAUAACUACCCAACUUAAACAAGCCAAUCUAUAUGCACAUUUGCUACUUUAGCAAUACAUGAUUCUCCAAUGCCAGUACUACCACCAAUCGUGUGCACAACGCAGGAGAAUAUUUCUGCGUCAAUAGUGUAGAUUCAGUAUAAAUGGGAAUGACUUACACUGUACUGAUCUCAAAGCAGCUGGGAAGGGGUGUGGGAGGGGUUUACAACCAGAUUUGCAAAGAUGCAGUGCCACCAAAUCAUGAGACCUUUCAUAUGAGUGCCAGGGCUUAUACACAUGCAGUAGCAGGCUCCCCUUCUUGGUUUUGAUCAGAAGUCCUCUGUGACACAUUACAUCCUGCUGAUUUUUUUAAGAAAAAGGAUGUUGUGCUUAUUAUGGGCUGCUUUUUCUAAAUGCAUAUACAUACAUUUCCAAACAGCUGUGCAAUACGUACAUAAGUAUUGUAUAAAUUAUCAUAGUGGGUUUAAACUGUAACCUUAUCUGACUGAAGCGUAAACUAUUGCCCUAAGUCCAGCAUCCUGACUCUGACAUCUGAUUCCGACGCUUUGGCACUGAUGUGGAAAUGCUGUUAUGAAGCAACCCAGCACAAAAUGGCAGGUGACUUGCUCAGAAGAGGGAUACUGACAGCAGAUAUUCCUUCUUCACUGCUCUUGUACAGCAAAUGCGAGGCAUGAGAGAGGCAGGUGCUAUCACAUUAAUCCUGCAACCACAAGAACACUUUCUUGGGAGUAAGGCCUUAUUAAAUGAAAUUAGACUGACUUCUGAGUAGGCAUAUUUAGGAUUGUUCCCUUAGGCUCCUCAGACUGACAAAAAUGCAGAAGUUAAAAGAAUGGCACAAAAUAUGGCAACCUCUAGAAGCCACCAAAGAGAGGGAUGGGGGCCAAAUAGGCAGGAAACGUAGAGGUAAAAACAAAAGGCGAGAAUAUUCUGGCACUAAACCACACAUAUGCUUUCAGCACUAGCACACUGAUAAGCCAGUGUGUCCUCCCUUGCAGAGUGUUAACCUGAGGUGCUUAAUGGUCUUUUCGUUAUCAGCAUUACUGUGAAGGAUAGCUUAUAAUGCUAAAUAAAAGCCCUUUGCUAAAUAGUGAUUACCCUUUCUGUUAAAUGCAAGGCCAUACCUUUGCAGAAUUUUUUGCAAAGUGUUCCUCUUGCUGACUGUAUUAAAGCAACACUCGAAUUACAGCAGCAGUUGACAAACAGAAUGCUCCAAGCUUUUUGACAUUUCCAUCUUCAGGCAUCUCAGGGACAGGUGGCAUUGUCCACACAUCCAGACAAAUCUCAAAAAAGCAGCCAUUGAUACUGUCUUGAAUUUGCCUAAUCCUUGUAUGUUAGACUAUCACAUCACACCAAUACAGAUAUAAACAAGAUAUUUAAUAAGCUGUAAUAAAAUAAGACUCCUUAAGAGCACACAGGAUAUAUAACAAUUAUAAUGGUGAAAAAGAAAAGUAGAAGGUGAAAGAAAAAAUUGACAUCUUACCCAGGGCUCAUGAUCAAUAACAAGAACAUGGUGUUCCAUUGUUACUCAAGGAAAUAAAAGACAAAAUUUAUGAAGUUGUCACAAAUGUAAUCAUACAGAGAUUUAAUACAAUUUCCACAAUAAAGUAAGUUCAGCUGUCA
This is a messenger RNA of Sphaerodactylus townsendi, 10946 nucleotides long. It is a transcript of the gene SLIT1, whose product is annotated as slit guidance ligand 1. The coding region runs from base 300 to 4904 and encodes 1534 amino acids. Gene Ontology annotation, biological process: axon guidance; negative chemotaxis. The transcript is spliced from 37 exons. The record is from RefSeq and is a predicted model, not a curated record. Lineage: Eukaryota; Metazoa; Chordata; Lepidosauria; Squamata; Sphaerodactylidae. Gene Ontology annotation, molecular function: heparin binding; Roundabout binding; calcium ion binding.